AUGGGUAGUUAUCAGCCAAAACCAAGUCUUAAUUCGGGAUGCCGUGGAAAAUUUCUGUUGGAUGAAUCCUCCCUGACUUCCCAACAUACAACUCAAAUUGCCCAACAUCAAAAAAAUGUCGAUCAGUGUAAAACAGUUUUGGCUAAGUUACCAACCACUACUGAAUCAGUUCCAGCUGAGGUUCUCACCCAGGAUGGUGAAUUCUUUACCCAAUUACUAACCGUUUUAGAAACUAUCUUAAAAAAAUUGGAAGAGAAUGAGCAGUUGGAGCAAGAAUUUGCGGAAAUAAAAAGGCAAAAGGAGGAAUUAGAGAUUAAACUAAACGAUCAAGAAACCAACUUAAACAAUCUUCGCCAACAAUUAGAUCAAAUUAAAAGUGAACUUUCUAAAAAACAGCAAGAGCAGCAAGAUUGCCAACAAAAAUUAAACACGGCUCAAACUAAAUCAACUGACUUAGAAAAUCAGUUAACUGCCUUGGCCAUAUCGAGUGGUCUCCUCACCCAACAAGUCGAAAAUUUAACUCAGCAACUCAGUACCAGCGAACAAAAAGCAAGGUCAGCCAAACUAGAAGCCGAAGUUAAAGAUGAUUUGCUAAAACAAAAAGAGCAAAUUCUAAAAGAUAAAGAUAAUAAAAUUUCUCAACAAGUCGCCCAAAUUGAAUCCUUACAAAAUCUUUGCCGCCAAAAUGAUGAACAAUUAAAAAAGUGUCAAGAGAUUAUUCAACAAAAAACCGAACAAUUAACCAAAUUGGAGCAGGAAAAAGACAAUCUGCAACAAGAACUAGACCAAGUCCAGGAAAAGAUAAAGCAAUUAGAAAAUUCUUUACUUACUGCCCAAACCAAAAUUCAGCAGUUAGAAGCCAGAAUUAAGGAACUAGAAACGAAGUUGUCGGAGACCCAAAGCAAUCAAGAAGAUUCCUCUGAGUUAGAAAGAUUAAAAAAAGAACUAACUAUUGAAAAACAAAAGAAUCAACAACAAAAAACUCAAUCUCAGUCGGAAAUAACCAAACUAAAAGCAGAAUUAGCCCAAGCCAAACUGAGGGAAGAAAAAUUAGCUCAAAAAAUUAAGAAAUUGAGUAAAAAAACUAUUCAAGUUGAGGAGAAAAGUAGUUCUCCUUCUUUUUGA
Molecule: messenger RNA, 1125 nt
Organism: Ambispora gerdemannii
Lineage: Eukaryota; Fungi; Glomeromycota; Glomeromycetes; Archaeosporales; Ambisporaceae
Source: the annotation of a GenBank genome assembly